GUGUGUGUGUGUGUCUGUGUCAGUCAGUUAGUAAACACAGUGCACUACGGAGGCUCCAGCGGACAUUUCAUCACGGAAUAUCUGUGGGAUCUACCCGAGCUGCACCGCCGGGACAGCACCCACAGCCCGCUGGUCCUGGAGCGCAGCCCCGGAAGUGUGGGAUUUACUCUGCACACCGCUGAGGAAAGUCUGGGCAGGAGCUGAUGGCUGGCUGACACAGGGCACAUUUUACAGCGCGGGGUCGAAUGUCCGGGCCUGGUCUCGGUCUCGGUCUCGGGCAGAGGGACAUUUGCACUGUUUGUGCCUGAGUGAUGGGUUGUGGUUGUCCCGGUUAGCCUGCUGGCUAAAGGAAAGUUGUUUAUGAGAAGUUAGUUAGCAUCUGGCUAAUAGCCCGAGAGGCUGAGUUGCGGAUUUGGGAGAUUGUGUGAGUGUUUCUGGGAUUUUAGUUUUUCUUCGAUUCGGUGUUUUUGUAUCCCACAGACGGAUAAAGAAGCGGCUUUGUGAAUAAUUCGGGUUCAUCUGCGUGUUUUGUUAUUGGACUAAAUCUGGGGGAGGAGAAGGUGCAGGAGGGAGCGAAUACUUUUCCUCCCUCACUUUCUACACACGACUCAUCCUCUGUACUGCAUGAGGUCUGGAGGUAAAGGAAGGCUUGAGACAGCAGUCUGGAAACUCUGCAGGAGUGUAAGGCAAACCUGAUGAAGCUGCAGAUCAUGAUCAUCUUUUCAUCCUGAGAAGAAUUGUGUGCAUUCUGAAUGACAGAAACAUCAACAAACCCAUCACGCUGAUCUUCUCCUAAUAUUUGGUCCUCAACCUCUACGAGCUGAGGGAAAGAGCUGGCUGGGUAAACAAGUUCCCACUCCAGAGCUGGGAUUUGGAUCUUCCUCAUCUUUAUCAGUAUAUGAUUGAGGAAGAGAAAUAGAGGAUGAUGGAGGGAGGAAACGUACAGAAGAUGAGUCCUUUACCCCGUGAGCUCACUCGUGUCUUCAGCAGCUACAACAAAAGCUCAGUGCUGCUGAAGAAGAACCUGAAAGAGACAAACAGCUUCUUCAGAGAAAUGCGGCAGCACUAUAGCAAAGUGUGUACUGCUGGAGACCUCGAGCAAGGUCAGCUCGGCUGUGUUUCCAUCCCGCGUCCCGAUGAGGAGUUUCUCCACGGUGUGGUUGGUAGCGCCCCCUACAUCCUGGUUCUUGGACAAGACUGCCCUGCCCGGUACCAGCUCCUCAAUUGCCUCCUGGGAGAAAAGCUCCUCCCGCUUGGCUCUGAAGUGGGCGGGACAUGUGGGCCAGGUGGCAUAGCUUGUAAAAGGAGGAAGUUGUGUUUCACUCAUGGGCGACAGACACGGCUCAGUCUGGCUCUCCCGGGGCAGUAUGAGCUGGUACACCAGUUAGCGGCUAACUGUAGCCGCUGGGACACUGUCCCACUGCAGGACCUGGAGAUCCAGGAUGAGUGUGAGGAUCCAGCACACCGAUUGGCUGAACUGGAGAUCACGCUACAUCACUCACUGCUGCAGGAAACUCGGAUCAUGGUGGUGCCAUGUUCAGGAGUGCAGCCCAUUAGGGAGGCUCUGGAGGACUGUAUUCAAAACACAAUUCCCAUAAUCCUCUAUGCACUGAGUCAGGACUCCGUUAGUACGGACCAGGCGGCUGAGCUCCUGAAGGUCCGUGACCUGCUUCCAUUUCCCAUUUGCUAUGUCCGUUGCCCCGGUAUUCCUGGAAUUCCUGCUUCUCGGGUUGAAUCGUGCAGCCUCCAAAAGCAGCUUUUCUCCCUGGGUCUCCUCCCAGAAGGGCCGGGAAACUGUUCUUGUGGUGCUCCGUCCCAAACACUGCACGGCUCCGGGAAGCCUCACAGCGUCUUCGGGGAGAGUUUGGAUCGCCUCCAUAGACUCCUGGUCCACUUCAGCCGGCAGGUGUUCACCAGUCGGUUGGUGGAGGCGGCAGCCAAACUCAACGCUCUCCACUGUAGCUGCCUCGACCUCUUCAUCAACCAGGCGUUCGACAUGCAGAGGGAUCUUCAGAUCACGCCACGGAGACUGGAGUACACACGGGAGAAGGAGGCGGAGCUCUUCACCUCCCUCAUGGCCAUCGCCAACCGCAAGCAGGAGGAGAUGAAGGAGAUGAUUGUGGAGACACUGAGCACCAUGAAGGAGCAGCUGCUGGACGAUGCUGCCAACCUUGAGUUCACAGACAUCAUUGUGAGUUCUAAUGGAGACGCAGUGAGCAGUAAGGACAUUAAGUCGUGUAUUCAGCAGAUCCAGGAGCUGAUCGUUGUGCGUUUGAAUCAGGCUGUCGCUAAUAAACUCACCAGCUCUGUGGACUAUUUACGUGAGAGUUUUGUGGGAACCCUGGAGCGCUGUCUGAGCAGCCUUGAGAAAUCCAACAUGGACGCCCAUAACAUCACCUCCAACCACCUUAAACAGAUUCUGAAUGCUGCCUAUCAUGUAGAGGUGACAUUUCACUCUGGAUCGUCUGUUACACGCCUCUUCUGGGAGCAGAUCAAACGGAUAAUCCAGAGGUUGUCGUGGGUGAACCCUCCCUCCAUCACACCCGAGUGGAAGAGGAAAGUAGCUCAGGACGCCAUUGAAAGCCUGAGUGCCGCCAAACUCGCCAAGAGCAUUUGUUCCCAGUUUCGCACUCGACUCAACAGCUCUCACGAUGCCUUUGCUGCCUCACUCAGACAGUUGGAGGAGGGUCAUACAGAUCGUCUGGGUCGUACAGAGGAUUUGUGGGUGCGUGUGAGGAAAGAGCAUGCCCCCCGCCUUGCACGCCUCUCACUUGAGAGUCGCUCACUCAUAGAUACACUACUAUAUGGAAAGCCGAAGCUGGGGCGGGAGUUGGGCAGAGGGCAGUAUGGAGUGGUGUAUUUGUGUGACAGUUGGGGGGGACACAACCCCUGUGCCCUGAAGUCAGUGGUACCUCCAGAUGACAAACACUGGAAUGACCUUGCACUCGAGUUCCACUACACCCGGUCUUUAUCUAAACAUGAGCGGAUGGUGGAUCUUCAUGGUUCAGUGAUUGAUCACACGUAUGGUGGAGGCUCGAGCAUCGCAGUGCUGCUCAUCAUGGAGAGGCUGCACCGAGACCUGUACACGGGCCUCAAGGCUGGUCUCUCUCUGAAGGAGCGUCUGCAGAUUGCCCUGGAUGUGGUGGAGGGUAUUCGCUUCUUGCACAGUCAGGGGCUUGUACACAGAGACAUUAAACUGAAAAAUGUGCUGCUGGACAAACAGAAUCGGGCCAAAAUCACAGAUCUUGGAUUCUGCAAACCUGAAGCCAUGAUGUCGGGCAGCAUCGUAGGAACACCUAUACACAUGGCUCCAGAGCUCUUCACAGGAAAGUAUGAUCACUCAGUGGACGUGUACGCGUUCGGGAUCUUGUUCUGGUAUCUGUGCAGUGGAUCUGUUAAACUACCUGAAGCUUUUGAGAAGUGUUCCAGUAAAGACCAGCUGUGGACCAAUGUCAAGAAAGGUUCUCGCCCUGAACGUUUGGCCAGUUUUGAUGAAGAGUGCUGGCAGCUGAUGGAGGCCUGCUGGAACGGAGAUCCGUCUCAGAGACCGCUGCUGGGAAUCGUGCAGCCGAGCCUGCAGAGCAUCAUGGGACGUCUAUGUGAUGGUGCUGACCAGAGAAACGCCAGCCUCGAAGACUCCACUUAACACACACACACACACACACACACACACACUGCAAAGCAUUCUGAUACACUCCAACAUACACACAAUUCAAAACAUUUCCACAUUAAAUACACACACGAUCAACUGACGAUGAUGUCUGCACAGGAAACACACACACACACACACAAGGAAGCCAACACACUAUUUAUGACCCAAUGACCUGAGCAAUACAAGUUGAAAACAUUAUUUUCUUUGUGUUUAAUGUAUAUUUAUAUAAAAUGAAAUAUUGCAAACAUACACACACACUGUGUUCUUUUGGUCCUGCAUGCUAAGUGCUGCUCUGUCGUAGGAUUGUUACUCCACCUGAGGAUUUUUAAGAGUAGUGUGAUCUUGCCAUGUUCUAAAACAAGGAAACAAAAAAGACUAUAAUUUUAGCUGGUGUUUAAACUCGCUAUCUGAACACAACUUUUUUAAUAAAAAGGUUUUGUCAAACUA
Molecule: messenger RNA, 4099 nt
Organism: Silurus meridionalis
Lineage: Eukaryota; Metazoa; Chordata; Actinopteri; Siluriformes; Siluridae
Gene: dstyk
Product: dual serine/threonine and tyrosine protein kinase
Exons: 14
Coding region: 923-3646 (907 amino acids)
Biological process (GO): protein phosphorylation
Molecular function (GO): protein kinase activity; ATP binding
Source: RefSeq, a predicted model, not a curated record